Molecule: messenger RNA, 1410 nt
Organism: Rubroshorea leprosula
Lineage: Eukaryota; Viridiplantae; Streptophyta; Magnoliopsida; Malvales; Dipterocarpaceae
Source: the annotation of a GenBank genome assembly
UGUGAUCCAUUAACACUAACUCAUCCCUCUUUUUAUAUAUGUGUACAAACAUUUUGUUUAUUUGGGUGGCAUAAAACAUGGAUGAUUUCAAAGCAGAGAAAAUAGAGAGCCAAAGUGAGGUCCCGGAAGCUGAGGCGGCCAGGAAAGGCACCACCUUCCUCAGAACUUGUUUCAAUGGGCUCAACGCCUUGUCAGGUGUUGGAAUACUCUCAAUCCCAUAUGCACUAUCCCAAGGAGGAUGGUUGAGCCUAAUUGUUCUGUUUCUAGUAGCUAUCCUCUGUUGGUACACAGGACUUCUUCUCCGACGUUGUAUGGAUUCAAGCAUGCGCAUCAAAACUUAUCCUGACAUAGGUGAGCUUGCUUUUGGGUACAGAGGAAGAGCAAUAGUAUCGAUCUUCUUGUAUCUCGAGCUUUAUUUGCUUGCAGUUGAGUUUCUGAUACUUGAAGGUGAUAAUCUUCAUAAAUUGUUUCCCAACAUGGAGUUCAAAAUUGCUGGGUUGAAAAUUGGAGGAAAACAAGGCUUUGUUCUGUUGACUUCCCUGGUAGUUCUGCCAUCUACAUGGCUGAAGAGUUUGGGAAUUAUGGCCUAUUUUUCAGCAGGUGGGGUUCUAGCCUCUAUUGUUCUUGUUGUUUGUGUGUUGUGGGUUGGAGCGGUUGAUGGAGUAGGUUUCCAUGAAGGAGAUAUGUUUUUAAAUUGGAGAGGAAUGCCCACUACGAUAAGCAUGUUUGCCUUUUGUUAUUGUGGGCAUGCAGUUUUCCCCACCCUCUGCAACUCCAUGAAGGAUAGAAGCAAGUUCUCCAAGGUUUUGCUUGUUUGCUUCAUCACAAGCACAAUCACCUACGCAUCAAUGGCUGUUCUUGGCUACCUAAUGUAUGGAGAACAUUUAAACGCUCAAGUGACCCUAAAUCUUCCAGUUAGAAAAAUUUCUACAAAAAUAGCAAUUUAUACUACACUAAUCAAUCCCCUUACAAAGUAUGCUAUCAUAUUGACUCCAUUAGCUACUGCCAUUGAAGAAACAACAUAUUUUCGCAACAGCAGGACUCUUAGCAUCCUCAUAAGGACAGCACUUAUGGUAAGUACAGCAGUUGUAGCCUUAACCAUUCCAUUUUUCGGCUACAUAAUGGCCUUCAUUGGAGCAUUUCUCAGUGUCACUGGAUCUAUGUUGAUGCCAUGCCUUUGCUACCUAAAGAUUAACAAAGAUGCUAGAAGUUUUGGGUUGGAGUUGAUAAUAAUUGUUGUUAUCUUGGUGGGUGGCUCGUUUAUAGGCAUAGUGGGUACCUAUACAUCUUUGAAACAAAUUGUAAACCAUCUCUGAAAAGUCAAGAUGGUGCAAUGAUCUUAGUAAAAUCAACACAUACUAUAGGAAGUUUAAGCAAAAAGGAAACUGGUAAUAUACCUGUUCUUUGAUU